This is a messenger RNA of Eucalyptus grandis, 1670 nucleotides long. RefSeq names its product flavonol 7-O-beta-glucosyltransferase UGT74F1. The record is from RefSeq and is a predicted model, not a curated record. The transcript is spliced from 2 exons. NCBI's taxonomy places the organism in Eukaryota, Viridiplantae, Streptophyta, Magnoliopsida, Myrtales, Myrtaceae. Bases 162 to 1547 code for a protein of 461 amino acids. Gene Ontology annotation, molecular function: UDP-glycosyltransferase activity.
AUGGGAACACAGCAAAACCUUUUGCCUGAACUAAGUGCCGACCGACCGCUUUUUCGUUUAUGCCGACGAGGGCCAAUCGAGCCACUGCAUAGGGUUGGAGACAUCCAAUAUAAGACCAUAAGGAGACGCUUCCACUUGAAUUGCAAGAGAAACACGAGAGGAUGGAGGAAUCGAGUAUGCCCCUGAAACCACAUUGCUUGAUUCUAUCAUACCCAUCCCAAGGCCACAUCAACCCCAUGCUCCAAUUCGCCAAGCGUCUCCUCCACAAGGGAGUCAAAGUCACCCUUGUCACCACCAAAUCCAUCUCCAAGACCCUGCAUGGAUCCUCCACAUGCACCUCGAUCCCGCUUGAGGUGAUCUCCGAUGGCUUCGACAGCGGUGGCAUUGGGGCCGCGGGUAGCCCCGAAGCCUACCUCGAGCGCUUCUGGAAGGUCGGACCUGAGACUUUGAGCGAGCUGGUCGAGAGGCUAAUCUUCAGAGGCCCACCACCGACUUGCAUCGUCUACGACUCUUUCUUGCCUUGGGCUCUUGACGUGGCCCGAAAAUUUAAACUUGUAGGGGCCGCUUUCUUCACCAUGUCUUGUGCUGUGAACAGUGUGUUUUACCACUGCCAAAAGGGAUGGCUUGAAGUUCCAGUUAAGAAGCAGGUUUUGCUGCCUGGAAUGUCUCCUCUUGAGCCUCGGGACAUGCCAUCUUUGGUGUGUGAUUUGGGGACAUAUCCAGGUUUCACCGGCAUGCUUGUGAACCAGUUCUCCAAUCUUGACAAAGUGGAUUGGGUGCUUUGCAAUACAGUGUAUGAACUUGAUCCAGAAGUUGCGGACUGGUUCAUGAAGAUCUUGCCAUUCAGGACCAUAGGACCAACAGUACCAUCAACCUAUUUAGACAGCAGGCUUGAACAAGACAAAGAAUAUGGCUUCAGCAUCUUUGAACCAGACCACGACACCACCAUGAGAUGGCUCAGCACAAAGCCAAAAGGCUCGGUCGUGUAUGUCUCGUUUGGGAGCAUGGCCGAGCUAAAGACCGACCAAAUGCACGAGCUAGCAAUGGGACUGAAGAGAAGCAACUGCUAUUUCCUCUGGGUGGUCAGAUCAUCAGAAGCAGAGAAACUCCCACAGGGCUUUGCAAAUUGUACCGAGACAUCCCAAAAGGGUCUAAUCGUGACAUGGUGUCCCCAGCUCGAAGUUCUUGCUCACGAGGCACUAGGGCUUUUCGUGACGCACUGCGGUUGGAACUCGACCCUGGAAGCGCUCAGCUUGGGCGUGCCAAUGCUGGCGAUCCCGCAAUGGACUGACCAGGCCACGAAUGCCAAGUACAUCAUGGAUGUCUGGAAGAUGGGGCUAAGGCCACUAGUUGAUGAGGAGAGAGGUGUUGUGACGAGUGAAGAGAUAGAGCAUUGCUUAAGGAAGGUAAUGGAAGAAGAAACAAGGAAGAAAAUGAAGGAAAAUGCAGGAAAGUGGAGGAAAAUUACCAAAGACGCGGUUGGCGAGGGCGGGAAAUCCGAUAGGAACAUUGAGGAGUUUGUUGCUAAAUUGGGUGCUAGGACUUAAAGAAGGGGAAAAGAGGAAUGUUCGAUAUUCGAAGAACGAUUGGGGCAGUGAUGGAUCUACUUAUGCUACUCCUCGUGUGAUAGGAAUGAAAUAUCUAUUUACGUAAAGCGUCAUUUUCGUUUA